Patella vulgata (common limpet) is the source of this 4793-nucleotide messenger RNA. RefSeq names its product 3-phosphoinositide-dependent protein kinase 1. The transcript is spliced from 15 exons. Bases 188 to 1594 code for a protein of 468 amino acids. NCBI's taxonomy places the organism in Eukaryota, Metazoa, Mollusca, Gastropoda, Patellidae. Gene Ontology annotation, biological process: intracellular signal transduction; peptidyl-serine phosphorylation. The record is from RefSeq and is a predicted model, not a curated record. Gene Ontology annotation, molecular function: protein serine/threonine kinase activity; ATP binding.
UCUUUAUUUUGUUGCGCAUGCGCUGUUUUCGUAUCCUGUAGCACCUGACAAAUUCUCUUUCCCUGUUGAUCAUCGAAUUAUUGCACAGUAUAAAAGCAAUAUUAGUCUCACAGAAACAAUGAAUUUGCCUUGAUAUGUAAAACUGUGUCCUUCAAGGACAGGGGCACACAAGAAUAGUACUGUUGCCAUGGCUUCACAAGUGGCAAUGCGGUCAGAAAGCACUAGCAGUACAUCAUCAACUACAACCACUAAAAAGACUCCAAAUGACUUUCUGUUUGGUCGUCAGCUUGGAGAAGGAUCCUUUUCAACUGUAUACUUGGCUAAGGAAUUGGAAACGGGGAAAGAAUAUGCAAUUAAAGUUUUAGAGAAAAAUCAUAUAAUAAGAGAGAGAAAGAGUGGCUAUGUUAUGAGAGAAAAGUCGGUACUUUUAAAAUUAAACCACCCUUUUUUUAUUCGACUGUAUUGUACUUUCCAAGAUGCAGACAGAUUAUAUUUUGUUAUGAACUAUGCUAGUAGAGGAGAGUUAUUAGAUUAUUUGAAUAAGUUAGCAUGUUUUGAUGAUCGGUGUUCUAGUUUUUAUGCAGCUGAAAUUGUUUUAGCUUUAGAAUAUCUACAUGGUUUAGGGAUUAUACAUAGAGAUUUAAAACCAGAGAAUAUUCUGCUCAAUGAGAAGAUGCAUAUUCAAAUUACAGACUUUGGUUCUGCUAAAAUAUUAGAAGAUAGUGAUAGUAAUGCUUUAGAUAAUGCUACUCCAGAUUCUGGAAGAAGAAAUUCUUUUGUUGGUACAGCACAAUAUGUUUCACCUGAAGUUCUCGGUAGUAAAAAUGCUUACUACAGUUCUGAUCUAUGGGCUCUUGGUUGUAUUAUAUAUCAGUUUUUAUCAGGUUUACCACCAUUUCGUGGAGGCCAUGAAUACCAAAUAUUCCAGAAAAUCAGUAAACUUGAUUAUGAUUUUCCAGAAGGUUUUAAUCCAGUUGCUAAGGAUCUUGUAUCAAAGUUAUUAGUGAUUGAUCCUACACAGAGGUUGGGCUGUCAAGAUAUGGGAGGCUACAACCCAUUAAAGAACCAUGAAUUUUUUCGAUCCAUUGAUUGGGAAAACUUGCCAGAAACAGAACCUCCUACCUUACUACCAUUUUUACCAGCAGCUCAUGGUAACCCUGAUUUAUGGAGUAAUAAAGUGCCAGGGUUUGAUGCUAAACGAAUGGUAGAAUUCAUCACUACUAAUCUAACCGAUAUAUCAGAAGAAGAAAGAAGGAAAAGAUUAGAAAAACAAUCUAAAGAAAAUGAAUAUCAUCGAUUUGUGGAAGGACAUCUAAUUCUGAAGCAAGGAUUGAUUGAUAAACGAAAGGGACUGUUUGCCAGAAGAAGAAUGUUUUUAUUAACAGAGGGACCUCAUUUAUACUAUGUAGAUCCUGUCAAUAAAGUGCUGAAGGGGCAGGUGCCAUGGUCAGAAAAUUUAAGACCAGAAGCCAAAAAUUUUAAAAUAUUUUUUGUACAUACGCCAAAUCGAACAUAUUACCUAGAAGAUCCAAACUCCCGGUCUGAAGAAUGGGUGAAAAAAUUACAAGAAGUAUGGCAGAGAUAUUAUGGAUAAGAAAAGAAGUAUUGUUACUAUAGUUAGACAUAACAAUCUUGUUGUACACUGUAUGGAGUUAAACCAUCUUGUUGUGUUAUCUAUUUAAUAUUUAUAGAAUUUUUCAUUUUACAUACAGAGUAUUGAAUCUUCUCUGUUCCAUCAAUUUCUUGUGAACACUCUACAGACUACAUUUAUUAUCUAAUAAGUUUGAAAUUUAUACACAAUUGUUUACAUUAGUGCGAUGAAGAAGCCUAUUUAAUUUCAACAAUUUCUGUUAAUUACUUCUAGAGUUAUGGUUCUUGUUUCACUUUGGUGAACCUAUAACAACUAAAAAAAGUUAUCAUCCGAUUUGUAUUAAAUUUACAUAUUGUAUAUUUAAAUUAGUAAAAGGAAGAAGACUUGUGAACGCUCUAACAACUAAAGUUAUCAUCCGAUCUGUCUGAAAUUUAUACACAUUAUUUAGAUCAGUAAAAUAAAUAAGCCUAUUGAAUUUCAACAAUUUCUUUUAAUGACUUCUAGACUUAUGGCCCUUGUUUCACAUUGUUGAACCCUGUGAACACUCUUAACGACUGAAGUUAUCAUGCGAUCUGUAUUACAUUUAUAUGCAUUAUUUAGAUUAAUAAGAUGAAGAAGUUAUUGAAUUUCAGUAAUUUCCGUUAAUUCAUUCUAUAGUUAUGACUGUUGUUUCACUUUGUUGAAUCUUGUGAACAUUUGAUCUGUAUGAAAUGCUACUAUUACCUACAAAAGCAUAAAUAUGUGAUAACCCUUGUUGACUGCUUGGACAAUUUAGCUUCUGUGGGCGUAUGUUUCAUUGUCUUCUACCUAUCUUGAUUUUUCAUCAUAGGUCAACUUAUUUUAUAGGUUCAAUAUUCUCAAAUACAGAGUUCUACGCAACUUGGAUACAAUAAGAAGUUAGUGCCAACAGUCAGUGUAUAUUUUGACAAAUACUAUAUAUAUUAUCAAAAUAUUAAAGGCAUGAUGCAUCAUUUAGCACUAUAGAAAUCCCUUUGCAAACUAUCAUAUUGUAAAAGUUUAAUCCCUAAUAGGAAUAUCAGUCAAAACAUGGUUAAAUUCCAUUCAGUAUUUACAAAGCUAUGAUAAAUCGAAAUUACAUUGAUCUAUGCUGCUUGCAUCUUUUAUUGGUAGUGGAGGAACCUGAUGGCCCUAGUUUAAAUCAGAUUGAAUUCAAGCCGGAAGAUUAUGAUUUUGUUUCCUUAAUUAAAUGUUUAAUAAUCAAUCUGAGUACAUAUUAGCAUAAAUUAAGCCGCCUUAAAUGCAAAUUGUCUCUAAAAUGCAAAUGACACAUCAAGCUGUUAAUUAUCUUAAUUUCAGAUAAUUAUCAUUCUCCUUUUAUGAAAUAUUCACUAGUUUAAAAAAACAAAACAAUUAAGAUUAUCCAUAUACUCUUAAUUAAGUCAUUUAAAAUUUAUCAUUUUGCAUACUUCUGAUUAUUAUUAGAUGAACCGGUGGCUAAAUACAUUAUUUACAGUAUUGACCAAGUUAGAUGGAGAAAUUUUUAUGUCUGAUAUCUACGUGUACUUUCACAUGAGAAAUUUCAUAUAAAAUCAAAUCUUAAAAAUGAUCAUAAAUCAUAUUAUUUUUAACUUAAUAUAGAAAUAAUCAAAACAAAGAUCUAUACAAAACAAUAGAUGUAAGACUACAUAAAGUCUCUGAUUGUCAUUUGAUGAAAAUUUGUUAAUAUUAGGCAGAUGAUAUAAAGUAGAAUGAAGAAAUGGGGUUUAAUGUCCACUUGUCACAAACUAGGUCAUUUUGGGAGUUAACUCAUGGUUCAAUUUUAUUUCAAUAAUUCGUUUGCGCGUAGGGUUCUUUAGCAGUGGGAGGAAACCGGAGAAAACCCAUGAGGUUGGACAGGCAACACUAUUUCUUGUCACAUACAACCGGGGAAUCGAAACCACACCAGUUGACUCGAUGACAGACCUUAUGAUACAGCGCGCACGUGUUAACCAUUCAGCAACCCAACCCCCCUACGAUAUAAAGACUAAAAUCAAGACAAAUUUCACUGAAUCUUUUAAUGGGCCUCUUCCUAAUCUGGCUGAAUCCACGCCAGGAGAUUGUAAACUGUUGAUAUCUUGAUUUCUUAAAUAAUCAAUCUGUGUACACUUUAGCAUGUAUUAAGCAUGGAAUAUUUCAUAUUUCCCUAAAAAUGCAAAUGACACACAGUCUUUAAUUGAAGUAGUUAUGUGUAUAACAGGAGUGGGAUACCUUGAGUUUGCCUCAGAGCAAAUUUAACCCUAUUUUACUUGGGAAAUCAAAUAUAACUUGGGUAGGCUCGGUGCAUCUGUAUCUGUUUAAUGUUUUGGUAGAUAUUUUUUCAGUCAGUGAUCACCUGAAAUUUGGGAAAAUGUCUUGCAUAAGAUUUUGAUCUAUUUUUGUUAGUCUUUUUUGUGUGGUUAUAAUCUCCAGUAGUAAAAAGAAAACCUAAAGGGGAUAACAAGCAUGUACUACUGUCUCAUCUACUAUUGUAUAGAUCUUUGAUCAACCCAUUCAUAUUAUUAAAAAAAUUAAUGACUAUAAUGAAUUUUGUUUGUAUAUUAUUUAUAUGCUUGUGAUAAUGACACUAUACCGGUUAUAAUAUUGUAGAAAAAACAGAUGUACAUGAUUAAACAUACAUAUAAGGGACCAUCGCAAAAUUUCAGCACUUGCGUCCAAAGAAUAACCUGUAGAACUGGGUAGGUGGGUUGAACAACACUGCAGAUAGAAAGUUGUAAAUUAAAUGUUUAAUCGAGGACGGUAACAUGUCAACAUUCUCUUUUCUUUUCUCGAGGGGAUGGGAAGGUUGAGAUCUAUUUGAUUGUUAUUCGGUUGGACGCAGGUAUUGAAAUUUAGCGACAGUCUCUAACUGGAUCAAAUAAUGACUGUAUAUUACUUGAUUUAAAAAACCAUUGUCAUCGAAUUUUGAAUAAGACCGACCUAGUUUAUUUGCAAACUUCAAUGCUUGAAUAAUUCAAUAUGUAAGUAAAAAAAAAAAUUUAAAAUGAAAAGUUAUGUCCUGAAUGAUUUGUUGUAGGAUGUGUGUAAUUAUGUAAUACCAACCAGAAAACUCAAUAUAUGUGUAUAGAGUUGUCUGGCUUCCCUGUUUUAUUAACGAAAUAUUAGUUAAUGUUUCUAAUUACAUAUAUUUAUUAUACUAUUUGCAUUAAUGUGAAUAUGUGAGAAUGAGUCUAUUGUAUGUAAAUAAAUUGUUAGAUAUCAUCAA